Molecule: messenger RNA, 2538 nt
Organism: Epinephelus lanceolatus (giant grouper)
Lineage: Eukaryota; Metazoa; Chordata; Actinopteri; Perciformes; Serranidae
Gene: paip1
Product: poly(A) binding protein interacting protein 1
Biological process (GO): regulation of translational initiation
Molecular function (GO): RNA binding; translation activator activity; protein binding
Source: RefSeq, a predicted model, not a curated record
AGUUGUGUAUACUGUGAUACCAACCGACAGAGGGAAAAAACACCAUGAAAGAGAGAUAGGGCGUGUUUUGUUGUCAUAUAACACAAGCGAUUGCUUCUACGCAAAACCCAAAGCGGUGAUUAUCUUUUCUUCGUCUUUCUCUGAUGCUGCGCUGAGAACAAGCGAGCAGUCAUCAUGAACGAGAGUUUCGACCGAGCUCCUGGAUCGGGGAGAAGCCGAAAUCUCCCCACAGACCCCGGGCUAGCUGAUGUCGUCGGGGACGGGGACAUCAAAACCCAGCUUUUCAACCAAAGGGAACCGCUGAGGCAGCCGCGAACAUCCCCGCCUUUCGCCGAGAACAACAUGAGCGCGGCCAACGCCAUUGCUGCUGGAGACUUUAAAAGACAGAACAAACCCCAACAAAGUGCGAAUGCCAACAGUACAUCUGCCUCCAUAGGUUUUAAUGAGGUGGAUUCCUUGGUCAAGUCAUCAAAGCUUUCAGCCAGUGCCCCAGAGUUUGUCCCCUCGGGAGUCAGCCAGUAUGAAGACCCCUCUUAUUAUGAUGACAAUGAAAGCUACUACAGUGAACCAACCUUGGCUGAAACAGUCACAGACUUCCUCGGCCACCUGAGCUCCUCACCAGGGUCCUUCGAGUCAGAUGUUGAACAGAUAACUGCCAUGCUCAAUUCCUGGGUUACUACUGAAGAGUUGUUGAAUGAGCUGGUGGAACUGAUCUACACACAGUCGACGGCCAUUCCAAACUUCUCUUACACGGGCGCCAGGCUCUGUAACUACCUGUCCCAUCACCUCACUAUCAGCCCACCAAGUGGCAACUUUCGACAGCUCCUCCUGCAAAGAUGUCGAAUAGAGUAUGAACAGAGGGAUGCAGCUGUUCGCGGAGAACUGGAAACCCAGAAGAAAUUCCACUCCUUUGUGCUCUUUCUGGGAGAGCUAUACCUUAACCUGGAGAUUAAGAGAGGGAAAGGACCUCCAAGUCGAGCAGAUAUCCUCCUCAAUGGUCUGAAGGACCUGAUGAACAGCCUGUUCUCCAAUCCUGUGGAUGCAAAUCUCAUCUGUGCUGUGAAACUGCUUAAGCUGACAGGCUCUGUCUUGGAUGACGCGUGGAAAGAAAGUGGGAAACCACACAUGGAUGAACUGAUCCAAAGAAUAGAGACUAUUCUACUGGAUGCCACCUGCAGCAGAGAUGUCAGACAGAUGCUUCUAAAACUAGUGGAGUUGAGAUCAAGUGACUGGGGCAGAGUCCGUGCUGCCGCAGCAGCCAGCAACGCCACACCAGACAACGACCCUAACUACUUUAUGAAUGAACCUACAUUCUACACAGAAGACGGCACUCCUUUCACAGCAGCAGAUCCAGAAUAUGCUGAAAAAUACCAGGAGAUCAUGGACAGGCAGCAUUAUUUCCAUGACAUUGAUGGAGAAAAUGGAAAUGACCUAUACGACUCUGAAGACGAGAUGGAGCCUGAGAUAGAAGAAGCUUUUGAGAAUUUUUGUUUAGAAUCAGAGAGGAAACGACAACAAUGACGUGAGAGUGAAAAAUCCGUGUGACACAACAGGCACAUACUGUACUUCUCCCACUCGAGUUGCUGGAAUGUUGAAAAGCGAAAGGAAACUAGCAUCAGAUAGGUUCAGACUUUUAAUUUACUGCAAACAAGCAAUUUAACAAAAAGAGCUGUUCUUAGUUGCACUUCUGACACUUUUUUCAGUCAGUGUUGAUUAGUAAACGGGGACGAUCAACAGGGUUUACUGUUCGGAAUAUUGAAUUCUAACUUUUUUUUUUUUUUUUUUGGACAUGAAAGUUCUUUCGUUGUUGUUUUAAAUUCUUUCAGAAACUUAUUUCCUUUACGCCUAAACUAAAUGCCAAGAGGGAAAUAGUGUGCUGUGGAUUUUUUUUAGAGUUUUUUUUCCUGAAAAGACGGAUUUUAUCAGAUGUGUGCAUAAUUUGUUGAAUACUAAUUAACGCCCCACGCAAACAGUGCAGGCCAAAAAAAAAAAUACAGCGUCAGAGAUGCGUGAUCUUAAUGUAAAACGCACUGUAGAAGGGUAAGGUGGUUGCUUUACUACAUAUACGUUGCAUUUCCAGCCUUCAUCUUGACUUUUGUGAACUAGCGUCUCUCGUCAGAUUGCCAGUAUUCAACACUAUAUUCAACGCUAUUCACUUUCUCAUUUGGCUGCAGUUGAGUGGUCGGGAACUCUGUGAAAGGCUGUGCAGUUUGAAACCUGUUGUAAGAAAACAAAUACUUAAAUUCAGUUAUAAACAGGAAAGUGAAUAUAGUGAAAAAGUAAAAUAACCAAAUUUCUAAGAAUACAUGCAUCUAAAUUUAAUUUGUUUCCUGAAUGUAGCUUUAAAUAUCUAGACAUCUUGCAGUUUGCAGUGGUCAAGGUGACAUAAUGCAGCUGCAACAAAGGAUUUAAAGUUAUCCCAAGACUGAAAGACUGUUUACCAGCAAUCCAUGGAGCCCAUGAAAAGGAAUGUUGUUUUAUAGUUUGUAAAUAUUAUUUAUGGUAUUGUUUGCCUGCAAUAAAUUCUUUAUAAUGUGA